Messenger RNA from Monomorium pharaonis (pharaoh ant), 6748 nucleotides. RefSeq lists its product as uncharacterized. The record is from RefSeq and is a predicted model, not a curated record. The transcript is spliced from 13 exons. Bases 16 to 3381 code for a protein of 1121 amino acids. NCBI's taxonomy places the organism in Eukaryota, Metazoa, Arthropoda, Insecta, Hymenoptera, Formicidae. Gene Ontology annotation, molecular function: calcium ion binding.
CAGGUGGCGCCAACUAUGGCGCGACACGCAAGACCUGUAGAAUGGGUUGCCAUCGAGGAGGCGCCACGCUGGACCUGUUCUCGCAGCAUCCGGGAGCUGUGCGCGAGUCCCGUAACGCGCGGGACCAAAUUGAAGCGUGCGGGAGAGAGAAGGGGAGAAAGGUACGAGGGCGGGGGAGAGAGGGAGGAUCGCGUUUCUAAACUCGAAAUUCAACGAGGAGCACACCACUCAGAGCCACGCGAGCGGCCGCGCGACACGGUACGAGUAUUCGGACGCCGGUGUGAACGACGUUACGUUAUGUGUAUCGAAAAACGUGCGAGCCACGCGAGGCUCGCUGGUGCCGUCUUGUUUCUCGUGGCGAUUGCUCUGCCGUUCGGGCUCUGCCAAAACGCCGGGGCACGCGAUGGUGCGUCCGGGUGGGACGGCAGGAUGGCAUCGGAUCGUUCCGAGUCGCACACCCUGGGAGCUCGUCGGCAGCAGUACAGAGCCACGCUGUUAUCCGCCAGCCGGGACGCAUCUUUUGAGGGACUGGGGACUCUCGCCGAGGAGAAAAACAGAAGGACGCUCUCGUCGCGAGGCGUUAUCAAGGAGCCAGCGGAGACGGAAGCGGAAGCGAAAGCGGAGAGGGCCCGCGGCGAUGAACGCGGCGGCGGGGACAAACACCUCCUCUUGUCGGAAAAUGGUGCGAAAGUUCCGCCUCGGCGAAACGUAAAUGUCACCACCCUGAGCAAGCAACAAGAGGGCAACUUCGGCAGUCGGACGCGGAAAAAGCGCCGUAGGGCCGGGGAGGGUAGUCCCGGUGUCAAGGAUCGCGGGAUCGCCGCGACGGUGGACAGUCGCGAGAACGAGAUAACCGGCAGGCGGGAUCGAUCGCCGUGGCGGAGGAACGACUCUGCCUCGAAGCCGCGUCCGAAGAGCCGGGAGGGGCGGAAGUUCCGCGCGGAACGACGCAGGCGGAAGAACAAGGACAAGCGAAACAGGACCGCGGGAAGCGGGAAGGAGGCGCGACGGAGUGGCGAUGGCAGGCGCAGGACGUCGUCGAAGACGCGCAAGAGGAAGAUGCACGAGAACCUCGUGGCCAACGCGUCCUCCGAGCCGACGUUCGAGUCCACGUCGUACGUCGCCUCGUUGACGGAGGCUGUCGACACACCGACGACGACGACGACGGCGACGACGGCGUCGACGACGGUGACGACGCCGCGUCUACGCGGCGUCUACGUGGCCGACACGGUGGAGCGGGAGUUCUCGAAGCAGCUCGAGCUCGAGAUCUCCAAGUCCGCCCUGAAGGACCCCUCGAUCCUGGACGACGGUAUCUUCGAUGCUCCCCCGGAGAAAUCGAGCGGACGGGACGCGGGGGUCGAGGGGAAGAGCGAGGGUCAGCCCAGUGACUCCGGGAGGAUCGAUUUCAGAGGCUCGCGUUACGACGCCGCGAGGAUGCUCGGCUACUCGAGGACCGAGGAGGACCUGCCGAUCCUGGAUCUCGAGAACGAGGUGCUCGAGAGGACCGUGAAGGAUUACAACGCGUACAUGACGUCGCGGCUGAGGCCGCUCUCGCUGCCGGCGCCGUCGGCGAUCCGCCACCACCCGACUUCCGGUCCCUGGCAUCCGCCGAGGAAGCCGAUAAUUAAUUCCGAGGAGGAGGAGGAGGAGGAGGAGGAGGAGGAGGAGGAGGAGGAGGACGACGACGCGGAAGUCACAGGCGUGAUAACGGGAACGACGGCACAGCCGGUGCAGACGGACGACGGCGGCGCCACGAGAGGGGACUUAUCCUGCAUAAACGGGACCUUCCUGCCGGCGCCUCUGUCUCGCCAUGCGCUGAUCAAAUAUGUAAAGUCCUCGACCCCGGGCCGCGGGUAUUUGGAAGCCGAUUACGAGUGCGCGCCGGGCUACCGUAUGGCAUCCCCCGCGAGCCGAUUAGUCUGCAGGAAUCGUCAGUGGGUCGGACAGGUGCCAAAGUGCGAGAUCAAGCAAAAUCCGGGUCCCGGGGUGUGCGCCGAGGCAUCCUGCGAGCACGUUUGCAACGAAAUUAACGGGCGUCCCGUCUGCUCCUGCUACGAGGGAUUCAGAUUGGACGGCCGCAAAUGCGUCGACGUCAACGAGUGCCUGCUGAACAACGGCCACGGACCCUGCCAGGACACCUGUCGAAAUCUCGUCGGGGGGUACGUGUGCUCCUGCGAGGGCUUGCGAGACGCCUCGCUCGCCGCCGACAAUCACACGUGCGAGCGUGACAGGCACGCGGGCCCGUGCAGCGUGAACAACGCCGGAUGCUCCCACACGUGUCUGUCGACGAUGGGCCGGGUGUUCUGCCUCUGUCCCGACGGUUUCAUGCUCGAGGACGACUGGAAAACGUGUCAAGACGUGGACGAAUGCUCGGUGCCGGAUCUCCAGACGGAGCUGUGUCGCUACGGGUGCAUUAACACCCCGGGGUCCUAUCGAUGCGCGGAGCCCACGGAGCCGAGGGAUCAGCCGAUCCUGGACAGCCUGUCCAUCACCUGCCUGCCGGGCUACGAGCAGACCCCUCACGGGUGCAUCGAUAUCAACGAGUGCUGGGUUGACAACGGCGGGUGCAGCGAGGUGUGCGAGAACACCGACGGGAGCUUCUUCUGCGCCUGCGACGGGGACGAGAAGGCCUUGUCAUCCGACGGGAAAUCCUGCGUAGACAUAAAUAGCAUCGCGUGCAUGCCGUUAAAUCCGGUCGAUCGCGGCUAUUUAAUAUGCUCCCGUUCGGCCACGUCCAAGUUGUGGCGUGACAGGCGAAAAGUGCCCAAUCGGCCCGGCACGCGGUGCUUCCUCAAGUGCCCCCGUGGGUAUCAGCUUCGCGGUGAGUACGAGUUGACCUGUCGAUCCGACGGCACCUGGGACGGACCGCAGCGCGGGAAGUGCGUCAGAUAUAGCAAGCCCCGAUUGGAGUGUCCGAAGGACGUCGUAGCCGAAUUACCGCCCGGCAGGGACGAGGCGUUCGUGACCUUCGAUCAACCGGCGACGGAUCUCGAUUGGUUCCGAUACGUACGGUCGAAGCCGUCCUGGGGCACGCGGCUCGAGGCCAAUCUCCCGCCUGGCGUCCACGAGGUCACGUUUUUCGCGCGACACCCGGUAUCGAAGAAGCAGGCCAGCUGCGUGCUACGUAUUAUCGUCAAAGGUGGCGAGGCGCCGAAAGUCAAAGACUGUCCGAGGGACAUCGAAGUCGUCGGGAGGAACGGAACGGCGAUCACGUGGAUGGAACCGACCUUCACGGAUAACGUGAAAGUGACGCGGAUCAGCAAUAACGAGAGCCCGGGUCGUCGCUUCGACGUCGGCGGCCACAGGAUCGAGUACGAGGCGAGCGACGAGGCCGGCUGGUCGAGCAAGUGCGUCUUCGCCGUGGUCCUCCGUCAGGAAUAAACGGCCCGGGGAGGUGCGACGGAGGGGUGGGAUCAGGGAGACGCGAGGGAAAGAAAGGAGCGAGGGAGACCGACGAUGGCGAGGGAAGAGAGGGAAGAAGAAGCAGCGCGGAAGAAUAACGAUAAGGUUACACGCGGGAAAAGUGAGAAGGAGAGAAAGGAAAGAAAGGGAAAAAAAAAAGAGAGACGGACGUCCUUCCGCGCGUAUCCCCCGCCGGCGCACCCCUUUCUCACCCCCGGACGUGAAUAAUGAAGUUUUAGGACUGGGACGCGUAACGAUUAGCCGCUAGGUUUAUGCUCGAUCGGACACUCCCGUGCCACACACACACACAUACACACACACACUUUUGAUAGAAUAUAAAAAAUGUAAACGAUAGCGUUCGUAUAGCGUUGUACGAGAGACACACUUCACCCUGGUAUUCUUACAACGAAGUUGUCCGUUGUCUCGCGCGCAGACGGGGGAAGGUGGGAUUUCAUUCGGGCGGAAACGCAAAAUUCGCGCGUGUCCGCACAGAAAGAAAGCACGUGUCAAAUUAACUCUUACAUACUCACGUGAAGGCGUUCAUUGUUUCAUACGUACGCAACAAUAUAUAAUCUUCUUGGAAGAACUUGAAAAUCUUGAAUAUCAACAAUAUUAUAGUCUUCUUUCAACACUAUAAUUGUUACUUUAGGAAUAUAAUAUAAUUAUUUUGAUUAUUUUAUUCUAAGGAAAUUCUAAUCUUCGAUUUGAACGUGUAGUACUUUCUAUCCAACGCUUUUACCUUUUCAUUCAAGAAAAUUAUUCUUAAGUAACAGGAAUAUCAUUUUCUUGAUUAAACUAUAUAAAAUCUUAAAAAAUAAAUCUUCUUUAUUUAACGCAAUAUAUAUAAUCUUAUUUCAAGAUUUUCGUUCUGAAACCAAAGAUAUUGUGAAAAGUAACAAUAUUCUUUUUUUUUUUCUGUGCGCCUUGCGUGUAAAAUUGCCGUGUGAAAAGUCCUCCCGACUCGCGCGAAACCGCGCCACGUCCUGCGUUGAUUUUAUCGAACAAUCCCGCUGAUCACCGCGUCGGUGCGGAGAAUUGCAUAAAGAUUCGUCGCGAUCCGCGGGACGCCGUAGCUACCAGCUGCAUAAUGCGUCGAUGAGCGUGGCAUUACGCCGCGUAGCGAAAUUCGCCUUAUCGGCUUCGUUAGCUGCGAGCCGAACGGAAAUUAAUGGGCGCCGAUUACGGCGCCGUGCCGAGCCCCGUCGUUGUGAACUUCCGUGUGACACGGCUGUACCUCCCGCGAAUAUAUUCCGUGGUAAUUAACGCGCGGCGCUGUCUCGGCGUAAUUUCUUACCCGCGACAAGUGUGUGCAUCCUACUAACAAGGCGGCAUAAUGGAGGAUCACGACGUGUGCGUGCGUCGUCGUCAAAAUCACGCGGCGGGCGCCGAUAUUCCGGGCGAACUGACGUGGAAAGCUGAGUGAUGCCGAAUCACGUCGUCAGUCAUCGCGUAGCUUGGCGCUGGCAUUAGGCGAAACGGUAAGCAAUGUCGUUUUGUGAAUACUGGGAAAGGUAUUCAGCUUGGUUAAAUAUCAUUUAUUACUUAAUUAUUUAGUAUAAUCGACAUUAUUUUUCCGUGAUAGUCGAUCACUUAUUUAUUAAUUAAAAAAGAAAAACUUUUUUUGGUCGAGAAGUUAUGGCUUUGAUUCUGAAACAUAAUCGCUUAUAGUGAAAUAGACACAAUGAAGAAAAAUUAGGAUGGGAAAUGCUCUCUCUUUUCCACCUAUUCACCUCGUCUUUUUGAUUAUAUUAUUAAAGUACCUCACGGAGGAAAAAGUUUUACAAGACUAAGUUUGAGUCGUUUUAUAUAUCUUUUUUAAAUUAAAGCCGUUCCGCUUCUCUGCAAAAAAGAGAUUUAAAAAAUUAAUAAACAAGUGGUUAAUUAUCACAGAAUAUAUAUAAUGCCUGAUUAUAUUAUUAAAUAAAUAAUAAUUUGUAUUAACAGACCUAUACAUUCACGCUAUUUAUAAACCAGUUAUUACUUUUGGGUUUUUUUUUUAAAUAUUUAAUGGGAUCAUAUUGGUAAAGAAAGAUAAAUAGAGAAAAAGAAAAAUGUAAAUAUAUUCCUACUGGAUUGAAAUUCUUGAAAUUAUGAAAUUGUUAAAAAUGUCUAGACAAUUAUUUAUAUUUUAUAUAAAUUGAUUCAAUAUUGAUUAUGAAACUUAGUGAUAGGUAAUUUAUUAGUUGUUUUGCUGAGUGAAAUUAUAUAUAUAAAACUUAAUUUUAAUUGGUAAUAAUUUUCCUAAGAUGCGAUUAGUGGCAUCACGUGCUUCUUUAAACCUUUCAACUAUACGAGAAGAGAGCACUUACGAGUUUUCAUAGACUGUUUUGCAAAAAUUACUGAUCGUUAGGAAACAUCCGCCGUUAUCCCCCUUUCUCUCUUCCUUUCAACUCGGCUUUAUAUUAAAUGAUGAAUAACAAAUUCUCGAGGUACGGGAAAUGAAAAGUAAUCCCGCGAAGUACGGUUGCGAGAGGUUUCUGUUUACAUAGUUGGCGCGACGAAUAAUUAACUGCCGUCUAAUUACAACGUUCUGUCACAAGCGAAACGCGUAUUUGCAGGCAACAGAAAUCCCACCUUCUUAAAGCGUCCCAAUUACCAGGCCGUCGUCGCCAUCGUCGCUCCUCUCUUUCGCCGUAAAUGAUUAUCGUCGCUGUUUAUGCACGAAACCGAGACGCGACAGACACGCGUUUGUUUGUGCACCCUCUUAUUAAUAUGUACAACGCCCGCGCGAAACCAUCAUCGUGCUCUCGCGUGCGUCAUCGAUCAAUUAAUAGCGCUCGUUAUGUAAGCCGGUGGCGUCCGGCGCGUUUAAUAAUCGCGGCGCCCGUUGCGGUUUUACGUUUCCUAAACGGCGAAUUAUGUCGCGGCCCGGUGCGCAAAAUGGUAGGACGAGGGAGAAGCAGACUACCGUAAAAUGAGCUCGGAUCGCACGUACGGGGGUAACUUUAGCGUCGCACCGAACGCAGCAAGAUCACGUCGUAUUUAACGGUGGAAAACAUUAGCGUAGGAUAACGCGCUGCGUUUAACUCUUGAUUGUGGAUCUUGGUUUCUCGACUUCGAAUUCGGAAAUUCGAUGUACAUAAUCCAGUUCUUGUUGCGCAACACGAAACCUGAACACUUUAUCCAAUUCUCCGUUAUACUUUUCGAUUCGAAUUAGCACCCCCCCCUCGCCGUUGGAUGCGAUCCAACCCUUCGUCGUCUGCGGUGGCAUAAUGACGGACAGAUAUUUCGUUUACUAUUUAUUAAUAUUCUCCUCUACCGUCACUCGUGCAUAUCAUUGUUAACGAUCGAUUGUCAUCGACGACAUAUUAAUAUAGCUGUAUAAAAUUUAUGUAUUAAAUAUAUG